Trichobilharzia szidati is the source of this 3951-nucleotide messenger RNA. The record is from the annotation of a GenBank genome assembly. NCBI's taxonomy places the organism in Eukaryota, Metazoa, Platyhelminthes, Trematoda, Strigeidida, Schistosomatidae.
GACGAAAUGCAUUAAAAGAGAAAGCUCAUAACCGCUGUCAGCAUCUUCAAGAUUCCCACCGUUACCAAAUGUUCGAUAGAGAUGCAGAUGAAAUGCAGUCAUGGAUAUCAAGAAAACUUGAAAAUGCACCUGAUGAAAGUUACAAAGACUCCACGAAUUUGCAAACAAAGAUGCAGAAGCAUCAGAGUUUUGAGGCAGAAAUACAAGAGAACCAAUCCCGCGUUGAAGAUAUUAAAAAGACAGGUCAGGAUUUGUUAAAUGCAAACCACUACAACUCGCCAGAAAUAAGAGUAAAGAUUGGACAGUUGGAUGAAACUUGGUCUCAUCUCGUAAAUGCCAUGGGAGACAAGAAGAAAAAUUUAGAUCAAGCAAUUAGGCAACAACAGUUCGCUCGCAACAUAGAAGAUGUUGAGUUAUGGUUGAAUGAUGUUGAAUCUCAGAUAGCCUCAGAGGAUGUCGGUCGUGAUCUAAACGGUGUGAUGAACGUACAAAAGCGGCAUAACUUGCUUGAAUGUGAUGGAGCUGCUCAUCGUGAACGUAUAGAUGCAUUCAAAGUCCAUGCUGACACGCUUGCUGCAGAAAGUCAUUUCGACGCUCCUAUUAUCCAAGAAAAACAAAGACAGUUAGCCCAACGUUACCAUGACCUGCAAAUCCCUCUAAGUCAACGUCGUGAAAAGUUAAGAGAUGCCCUUCCCUCGGACACAUCUUCGCAGCUUGAAUAUGGUGACUAUGGUGAGCUGAUGAAGUUAUUAGUCGAUUGUUGUAAAGAUUUUAAAGCACAUUCGCUUAACCAAAUUGAAUCAGAAAUGUGGCAUCAGUAUGCUGAAAGCUUCACUACUGGCUCAGUAGCCACUCACAAAGAUGCCUUCAGGUUAUGGGUUAAAAAUAAGAACCCUGUUGUUGAAAAGUAUAUUGGGAUUAUAGAUUCAUACCGUGAUCCCUUUGGUUGUCGUGCAAGGUUUGAAUCAUUUGUCGCUGUUGUAAAUAGAUCAGUGUCUAAAAAAUUACAACGACUUGUGAAUAAUGCUGAGAGGUUGUUAACAAAUUUACCAUGGCCUUCUACAUUUGAAAAGGUUAAUUUCUUACAGCCAGACCUUACUAGUUUGGAUGUAGUUACGUUUGAAACUUCUGGAAUUCCUGUUGGAACUAAUAUUCCUAACUAUGAUGAUGUACGACAAGUUGAUGGAUUUAAAAAUGUUUCUUUGGAUAAUGUACUUAGUGUUCGUUUCAAGGAUCCUAAAACAGAAUUUCUACGUAAUGAAGACAAGCAAAUGUACGUGGAACAUGCUGAAAGUUCCUUUGAAUUACAAGUUGGACUUCAUGAACUGACGGGAUAUGGUUCAGGUAAACUGUUUCGGCGUGAUUGUUAUGGAAAACGAAAUUUCCACACGAAAACUACUGAGUAUGUCAUAAAUGGAGGUCCUGUAAAAGCUUGGUGUGAACCACGAGAAACGUAUGACAACAAGUUUUCAAACCUUUCAUCUGCAAUAGAUAAGUGUCGAGCUGAGUGCGUUGGAAUUUAUUUAUCUGAUUUACCUCUUGUUCUGGAGCAGUUCGGUUUGACUACCGACUGUGCUCAAGGCGAUGUCUCAGAUGUAGUCUGUAUUAAUUGGUUGUCAAUGAUUCCUUCAGUUGUAACUUCCAUGGAGUUUUAUUCUCCAGCAGAAAAUGUUGAUGACUUUGGAUCAUGGUGUCAAGCACAUUAUUGUGCUUGUUAUGCGAUUCUGCGAGUUUUGAUUGAAGCUGACGAUUCUAUGGGACGUACACAUAAAGUAUUCGGUGAGGACGAUGCAUCUGAUUUGUGUAUUUCCUUAGUUCCAAAAAGGCUUUUAACUGCGGCUCGUUCAGUAAUUGGUGAAUUCUUAAGAAAAUUACAAUAUUACAAAGGUAAAGAGAAUGCUAUGUAUGGAUAUGCUUUCUUCCAACACUAUAGUCAACUACUUCCAAAAUAUUUGAAUGAUUUGCUCUGGCAUAAAUGGCUACGUGGAUAUCUUCUGAUGCUGCAAACAAGAUCUAAGUGGUUGGAUAUAAAGCACAACCUACAACCUGAUGAUCUCGUCUUAGUUAACAGUGCUGACACACAGAGAGGUCUCUGGCGAAAGGCUAUAGUUAAGCAGAUGUACUAUGACCAAGACGGCCACGUCAGGACACUGUGUUUGAAAACUUCAACUCAAGAAGUGGAACAAGAUAUAAGAAGCGUACGAAAGGUCAACGUGGUGAUCGUUCGCGGGGAGUGUUAAUCGCGACAGUUAGAUAGAUUGUAUGAUAAACAGCCAAUCAAUAUUAUGUGACCUUUUUUGUCGCGAUUAUUGGUCAAUUUAUUGUAACUCUCACCACGUGAUGACCUUGAAUGUUCUUUUUUGUCUGUCACUUUACUUGUAUAUACAUGUAAUUAAUUGACUGUUCAUUUUGUCCGUACCUUCAAUGCUGUUCGGUACGUUUUUGUCCUAUUUUUGUGAUGACAAUGGAUUUGUACAUUUUUCUUGGUGUAAUUGUAUGGUUUAUUUUAUGUUUUAGAAACAGAUAAAGUUAAGUCAAGUCAUCCUGUUUUUAACUAUAGCUAAGCCGAGACUCUGUAUCGUCAGUAUUGAGGAGGGACUAAAUCUGUAGGACAAAAAUAAUCCUACACAGCCUUCGCUUAAAAGCAUCCACAGACGGUGACAUAGCUACAUCUGCCGGUGAGGAAUUCCUGGGACGGCAAACCCGCUGGGAAAAGAAGUGGGAGCGCACCCGGAUUUGGGCAGGACCCCUAGGUGACACAGACUGUUAUUCUCAGAACUACAUCGGUCUAGUGUCACUGAAGCCUGGGGACGUAUUAAAGCCUCAGUUUGCUGCCUCCUUAUGGUUCGAGGUCUGCUUUCACAGUAUCGGAUGUGUCCUCCCAUUUUCCCCUUGAUCUCAUUCAACCGUUGAAGUGCUAUGACCAACUGCUCUGGGGAGUUGAAUGUGACACUUAGAAGCUUUGGAGAGCUAAUCGGUGUGAGAUGAGUGGGUCGAGGUAGUCGGGAAAUGGAGAUGGCUCCAGAAGCGCCCAGGGCCAUCUGAGAUGACAGUCAUCUCCAUUGCUGGACGUCAUGCAUGUGUUUUUCACAAGCAGUGCCCGUUUCCAGCUCCGGAACACCGUGUACCACAAUAGAGUAGAAGUCAUCGGUUCCGGUGACUCCCUCGCCAUUUGUCUGAUAGCCCAUGGUCUAUCUUGUUUCACCCUUAUGUUCGAACUUCUGUCGACGGCUAGUACCUGAGCCAUCAAUAGUACCUUUUCGGCCUCUUCGGCAGAGUCCAGUGUAACCCUUAAUGGAGGUGGCUUACCCUGAGGCGUGUGGACACCCCUGCACAGCCUGCACAAUUUCACUGAACUAGUUUUCAGACCUAAUUUAUUGCACAGGUUGGACCACUGUUCCUGAUCAAACAUAGCCCGCUGUUCAAGCAAGCUGUCCUUUCUCACAGGUACGUUAAAGAGGAUGAGAGAAUUAGACCGAUUAACCUCAGACUUAGGUUUGGCCUUUGGCUUCUUGUAUUCCUUUGCUGCAUCAGCAACUUUUGGCUUCAUCAGGUUCUGACCAGCCUUUGUUGUGUUGCCGAGCUUGCUUGUGGAUGCAAAUGGUACUUUUCUAAUUCUCUCUUCCCUUGAUUUUGUGGGUCCAACCUUUUGAAUCUUCACCUAAUGAAAAUUGGCAUUUUCACUCAGUAGGACUGGAGUGUCCUUCUUAGUGUCUGUGCCAAGUUUUAGCAGUGUGGUGUUAGCAGGUGGGGAGCUGCAUAAGACUUUGUUGGGACACAAGAGCGACUUGUUGUUUCUGCUAUCCGCAGACACGCUCUGUGGGACUUUGCCAGGGUGACAAAGUGGACAGAUGUACCAAAACCACGGGCACGGGUUAUUUCUCAUAAACUCGUAGUAUGCAUUCGGCACCUCUUUAUCACAAUGGUAGUGCACCUACCGUUUGCGAAAAU